UUCCCCCAAAAUUUUUUUUUUUUUUUUUUUUCCAAUCACACGAAGAAAACAUUUUCGUUUCUCCAAUUUUCUCAGGAAAAUCAACGGGAAAAAAGAAAAAGAAAAAGAAAACUGCAUCACCAUCAUUUUUGUCCACCACUCUCCUCUCGAGCUUUCCUCUCUAAAAAAUGAUGGUUUUUGUGGGCGAAAAGAGGUAAUUUUUCAACUCCCAUUUUAUCUAUUGCUCUGUUAUUGGAUUCAGAUAUGUAGUACAAUAUUUUUACUACAAUGCGUAGUUUAAAAAUAAUGGAUGGAUGUAAGGGCACACACGUGUAUGCGCUUCAUCCAUCCGCCGGUGGUGGUGACAGUGGCGGUGGUGUAGGAAGUGUGGGAGAGAAGUUCCUACACCACCUUCAAGACCAUCUUAAAGUAAAUUCGAUUAGGUCAAAAUCGACUUCGAAUUUCCAAUCCAAUAAUGUCCAAAUCAACAAUAACAGUGUCGUAGCUGAAACCCUAGCCACCUAUGGCCUUCCCCAAACCGAUCUGCUCGAACCCCAAAUUGAACCUUGUCUCAAAUCUGUUGAUUUUGUUGAAACCCUAGCCGAUUUGUAUCGGAGAAUGGAGAUUUGUCCCCAAUUUGAGAAAUCAGGAAUGUAUCUUGAGCAAUGUGCCGUAUUCCGGGGGCUAUAUGACCCGAAAUUGUUCCGCCGGAGCCUCCGAUCAGCGAGGCAGCACGCGGUGGAUGUCCAUUCUAAGAUUGUUCUUUCAGCUUGGUUGAGGUUAGAGAGAAGGGAGGAUGAACUAAUUGGGACAUCAUCAAUGGAUUGUUCUGGAAGGAAUAUGGAAUGCCCAAAUGCUACUUUGAUUUCUGGGUAUAAUCCAGAGUCGGUUUAUGAUCCCUGUACGUGCUAUCGAAGUCCUAGGGAGGAUAGUGAUGCUGAAUUUUCAAUGGGAGAUGAGCAAUGUUCAACAUCAGAGGAAGAUUGUGAUAUGUCAUUUUGUAUUGGAGAUGAGGAGAUAAGGUGUAUUCGAUACAACAUUGCCUCGCUUUCUAGACCAUUCAAAGCAAUGCUUUAUGGUAACUUUUUGGAGUCGCGAAGGGAAAAGAUUAAUUUUACACAAAAUGGGAUUUCAAUUAGCGGAAUGAUAGCCGCUGAGAUAUUUAGUAGGACAAAGAGUGUGGAUUCUUUUGAGCCAGCUAUUGUUUUGGAGCUGCUCUCAUUCGCAAACAAGUUUUGUUGUGAGGAGAUGAAGUCUGCGUGUGAUGUGUAUCUAGCUUCUCUGGUUUAUGAUGUGGAGAGAGCGAUGUUACUUAUUGUGUACGGAUUGGAUGAGACUGCACAUCUUCUUGUGGCUGCUUGCUUGCAGGUGUUUCUGAGAGCGCUGCCGAGCUCAUUACACAAUUCAGAUGUGAUGAGAUUCUUUUGUGGUGCUGAGGCUAGGGAACUGUCUCUUGUGGGUCAUGCUUCAUUCUUGUUGUACUACUUUUUAACCCAAAUCGCCAUUGAGGAGGAUAUGAAAUCAAACACGACAAUAAUGCUAUUGGAGCGGUUGGGAGAGUGUGCAUCUGAUGGUUGGCAGAAACAACUUGCAUUUCACCAAUUGGGUUGUGUGAUGCUUGAGAGGAAGGAGUAUAAGGAUGCCCAGAAGUGGUUUGAGGCAGCUGUUGAGGCUGGUCAUAUCUAUUCAUUAGUAGGCGUUGCAAGGACCAAGUACAAACGUGGUCACAAGUAUGAAGCAUACAAGAUGAUAAAUUCACUUGUAUCUGAUUAUACACCAGUGGGGUGGAUGUAUCAGGAGCGGUCCCUAUAUUGUAGUGGGAAAGAGAAGAUGAUGGACUUGGAUACAGCAACUGAAUUGGACCCUACUCUUUCUUAUCCGUACCAGUACAGGGCUGUUUUGAUGAUGGAGGAGAAUAGGAUUGGGGCAGCCAUCUCAGAGAUCAAUAGAAUAAUCAGUUUCAAGGUCUCUUCUGACUGCCUUGAGUUACGUGCUUGGUUUUCGAUUUAUUUGGAGGAAUAUGAAGGAGGUUUAAGAGAUGUCCGGGCAAUUUUGACUUUGGACCCCCAUUACAUGAUGUUCCAUGGAAAGUUGCAUGGAGACCACUUGGUAGAGCUCCUCCAACAUCAUGUUCAGCAGUGGAGUCAAGCUGAUUGUUGGAUGCAGCUGUAUGAUCGAUGGUCUUCUGUUGAUGAUAUUGGCUCCCUAGCUGUUGUACAUCAUAUGUUAGCAAAUGACCCUGAGAAGAGCCUCUUACGAUUCCGGCAGUCUCUCCUCCUAUUACGGUUAAACUGUCAGAAGGCUGCAAUGCAUAGUCUGCGUUUGGCUCGAAAUCAUUCUACAUCUGAGCAUGAAAGGCUUGUCUAUGAGGGAUGGCUUUUAUAUGACACAGGCCAUCGUGAAGCAGCAUUAGCGAAAGCUGAAGAGUCCAUUUCUAUCCGGAGAUCGUUUGAAGCUUUUUUCCUGAAAGCAUAUGCUUUGGCCGAUUCAAAUCUUGAUUCGGAGUCUUCGUUAUAUGUUAUCCAGCUUCUUGAGGAAGCUCUUAGUUGCCCCUCAGAUGGCCUCAGAAAGGGACAAGCAUUAAAUAAUUUGGGCAGUGUCUACGUAGACUGUGACAAGCUGGAUCUUGCUGCUGACUGCUACACGAAUGCCCUCAAUAUCAAGCAUACACGAGCACAUCAGGGUCUGGCACGUGUGUAUCAUCUAAAAAAUCAGCGUAAAGCUGCAUAUGAUGAGAUGACAAAGUUGAUUGAGAAGGCCCAGAACAAUGCAUCAGCAUAUGAGAAACGUUCAGAAUACUGUGAUCGUGACAUGGCAAAGAGUGAUCUUAGUAUGGCGACACAACUAGAUCCCCUUAGGACAUAUCCAUACAGAUACAGGGCAGCAGUUCUAAUGGAUGACCAUAAGGAAGCUGAAGCCAUUACAGAGCUUACAAAUGCCAUAGCUUUCAAGCCAGAUCUACAGCUACUCUAUCUCCGAGCAGCAUUCCAUGACUCAAUGGGUGACUGCAAUUCCACAAUCCGAGAUUGUGAAGCAGCUCUCUGCCUUGAUCUCAGCCAUACGGAUACGCUCGAGCUUUAUCGCAAAGCACAGGAGCGAGCUGAUGAACAACAGCAGAAGUAAAUUCUUUCACAAAUCAAUUUUGGCACAGACAAGGCCGGUACUAGUCAGCGUGAUUUUAUAUUCUGGAUUUUGUCUCUGGAAAAAUUCAGGUCCAGAUUGGCCAUGUCCUCCCAGAAAGAAAAAUGUAGAGAAGAGAAAAUCAAUCUUUAAGAAAAAAACAGGAAAAACAGAGCAAGAUUGCCCAUAUACAUGUAUAUAUGCAUUUACAGUCAAUUGAAACAUGUAAAUGAAAUUUGCCGGUUGUGACGUAAGGGUUGUGACAGAAGGUCUGUUCACCGAGAGGUUUACAAAAUAAAAUGUACUGCAUUUCCCCCCAUGUUUGUUUCCUUUGUAUCAUGAAGAUGUACAAUUUUCCCUCGUAUAAGACGGCAUUUCUAGCCCCUCUUUCUCGCUCUCUUUAUUUUUUUUUUUUAAAUUUAUUUUAGUUUUUUGGAGAUUGUCACCUAAACUGUUUCUUGGAUAGAAAUAAAAUCAAGUUAAUUUGUGCUC
Molecule: messenger RNA, 3591 nt
Organism: Camellia sinensis
Lineage: Eukaryota; Viridiplantae; Streptophyta; Magnoliopsida; Ericales; Theaceae
Source: RefSeq, a predicted model, not a curated record